Molecule: messenger RNA, 1757 nt
Organism: Oryza brachyantha (malo sina)
Lineage: Eukaryota; Viridiplantae; Streptophyta; Magnoliopsida; Poales; Poaceae
Product: xylose isomerase
Exons: 21
Coding region: 132-1574 (480 amino acids)
Biological process (GO): carbohydrate metabolic process
Molecular function (GO): xylose isomerase activity
Source: RefSeq, a predicted model, not a curated record
UUAAAGCCCUCCUCAUCGUCUUCUUCCUCUCGCCUCCUCAUCCCCCUCGCGAUUAAUUAUCCUCUUCCCCUUCAUCGCCCCCACUCCAUUCACCCUUCCGCCGCCGCAGGUUCGCCGGUGCCACCGGCGCCAUGAAGGGCGCGAAGCUUCUGCUCUUGCUGGUGGCCUCAUCUCUGUGUCUAUCUGCUUCGAUCGGUGCCCCGCAAACCUGUCCAGCUGACCUCGAUAGCAAGUGCGAUGAUGCUGCUGCUUCAGGGGAUUGGGAAGGGGAGUUCUUCCCUGGCAUCCCCAAGAUCAAGUAUGAGGGUCCAAGUAGCAAGAACCCGCUUGCUUAUAAGUGGUAUAAUGCCGAAGAAGUGAUUCUUGGAAAGAAGAUGAAGGAUUGGAUGCGGUUCAGCGUGGCCUUUUGGCAUACAUUCCGUGGUAACGGAGCAGAUCCUUUUGGUGCCCCUACAAAGGCUUGGCCCUGGGAGGAUGGCACAAAUUCGUUGGCCAUGGCUAAGAGAAGAAUGAGAGCUCAUUUCGAAUUCAUGGAGAAGCUUGGAGUUGACAAAUGGUGCUUCCAUGACAGGGAUAUUGCCCCUGAUGGCAAAACGCUCACGGAAACGAAUAAAAAUCUGGAUGAGAUAGUUGAGCUGGCAAAGAAACUACAGGAGGAGACCAAUAUAAAACCACUGUGGGGGACUGCGCAACUUUUCUUGCAUCCACGUUACAUGCACGGAGCUGCUACUAGCCCAGAAGUUAAAGUGUAUGCUUAUGGGGCUGCUCAGGUUAAGAAAGCUUUGGAGGUCACUCACUACCUAGGUGGUGAAAACUAUGUAUUCUGGGGUGGAAGAGAGGGUUACCAAACUCUUCUUAAUACUGACAUGAAGAGAGAGCUUGACCAUUUGGCUAAUUUUCUUCAAGCUGCAGUUGACUACAAGAAGAAAAUCGGAUUCAAUGGAACAUUGUUGAUAGAGCCUAAACCACAGGAGCCCACAAAACACCAGUAUGAUUGGGAUGUUGCAACUACAUUCUCUUUUCUACAGAAAUAUGGUCUAACAGGAGAAUUCAAGAUAAAUGUUGAAUGCAACCAUGCUACUCUAUCUGGACAUAGCUGCCACCAUGAGCUUGAAACUGCAAGAAUUAAUGGGUUGCUUGGGAAUAUUGACGCAAACACCGGUGAUCCCCAGAUUGGUUGGGAUACCGACCAGUUCCUUACAGACAUUUCAGAGGCUACUUUGGUUAUGUCAAGUGUAGUUAAGAAUGGUGGGCUUGCACCUGGUGGAUUCAACUUUGAUGCCAAAUUGAGGAGGGAGAGUACUGAUGUUGAGGACAUGUUUCUGGCUCAUAUAUCAGGAAUGGACACCCUGGCCCGUGGCCUUCGAAAUGUUGUCAAGCUGAUGGAGGAUGGUUCCCUCGAUGAUCUUGUUCGUAAGCGCUACCAGAGUUUUGAUAGUGAGAUUGGUGCCAUAAUUGAGGCUGGGAAAGGAGAUUUCGAGACACUAGAGAAGAAGGUUUUGGAGUGGGGUGAACCCUCUGUUCCAUCUGGCAAGCAGGAACUGGCUGAGAUGUUGUUCCAAUCUGCUCUGUAGAUGCUGGCAUGUGCCGUUCAUAGUUCUAGGAAUAAUCCAAAGCUCGCCUUCGGAAGAAUGUGCAGUCAUCACUGUCGCUACGAUCAAUAAUCUAGUUUGUAGUUAUUAUUAGCCUUCCAUGCAAUGCAAUGAACCUUGUACACUACAGCGUGGAAUUGAAAUAAUGAGUCGUACCUUUCUGAA